AUGUGCGACCUGUGCGCUCCGAACCACCCCGAGACCAAGACCUUCACCGAGCUGGUCGAACUCGUCGAGAACCAUCUAGAACCAAGACGUUCAGAAAUCGCCGAACGCCACACGUUCAGACAACGACGUCAGAAUGAGGGCGAAUCGAUCGGAAGUUUCCUUCAACACCUAAAACAUCUGGCCACCUAUUGCAACUUCGGUAACAAGCUUGAAGAAAAUAUCCGGGACCAGUUCGUGUCGGGACUGCGCAGUGACGACAUGCGCUCCCGGCUGUUCGCGGAGCAGUCGCUGGACUACAAGAAGGCGGUGGAGCUGGCGCUGGCACUGGAGGCGGCGGAGCGGCACGCGGCGGAGGCUGCGGGGGCCGCUGCUGGGGGCGCCGCGCCGUGGGCCGCGGCCGGCUCGGCGAGACUCGUGGCGGCAGAAGGUACAAAGUGGGUGUGGUCUGAAUCGUGCGAAGUGGCUUUUAAAACGGUCAAAGAAAAGUUGAGUAGCGACCCGGUGUUGUGCCACUACGACCCGACACUGCCGCUGGUGCUGGCGGUGGACAGCAGCGCGUACGGGCUGGGCGCCGUGCUGGCGCAGCGCCACCCCGACGGCAGCGAGCGCGUGCUGUGCUGCGCCUCGCGCACGCUCAACGCCGCCGAGCAGCGCUACAGCCAGAUCGACAAGGAGGCGCUCGCCAUCGUGUACGGCGUGACGCGUCAUCCCCAGUACCUCUUUGGUCGUCACUUCACAUUACGAAGUGACCACAAACCACUGAGCUAUAUUUUUGGGCGUAAGAAAGGUAUUCCGGAGACGGCGGCCAGCCGACUGCAGCGGUAUGCGGUAAGAUUAGCCGCCUACGACUUCGACAUCGUGUUUGUUCCAACCGAAAAGAACGGAAAUGCUGAUGGGUUGUCGCGCCUACCACUACCGGUAAGUAAAACUGAGUCUGAGUACAACGAUGACGCGGCAUAUUUACACUUCGUAGAGGACAGCUUUCCUCUCAGCCACAAACAGGUGGCUACAGAAACUAAAAAUGAUAAAACCUUAUGCAAAGUAUAUGGGUAUGUGAUGAGUGGUUGGCCAUUGGACGUCGAAGAGGAGGAGAAGCCGUACUUCCAUCGACGAGAAAACCUCCACAUCUCUCACGGUUGCAUCGUGUGGGGCUGGCGCGUGGUGGUGCCGGCGCGGCUGCGCGCGCAGGUGCUGGACGAGGUGCACGCGGGCCACGCGGGCGUGGUGCGCAUGAAGCAGCUGGCGCGCGGCUACGUGUGGUGGCCGCGCCUGGACGCCGACAUCGAGGCGCGCGCGGCGGAGUGCGCCCCGUGCCGCGCGCAGCGGGACGCGCCGCCUCACGCCGCGCCCGUGCCCUACGUGUGGCCCAGCGAGCCGUGGUGCAGGCUGCACGUGGAUUUUCUCCAACAUCAAGGUAUUUAUUACUUUGUUAUAAUCGACGCCCACUCGAAAUGGAUCGAGGUGUUCCCCAUGGCUAGGGGCACUACUGCCACUCUCGUGACGGCCAAAUUGAGAGAAACAUUUUCUCGCUUUGGCCUACCAAAACAGUUGGUUUCAGACGGCGGACCGCCGUUUACAUCCGCUGAUUUUGAAAAGUUCCUAGUUUGUAAUGGAGUCAAACACAUCUUGACAGCGCCCUAUCACCCUUCAAGCAACGGUGCGGCUGAAAACGCCGUCAAAACGGUGAAAAAGGUAAUAAAAAAAGCUACCGCCGAGGGAGACAAUGUUGAAAGGGCCAUUCAAAACUUUUUACUAAUUUAUAGAAACAGUUUACACGCGACGACGGGCCGCGAGCCGGCGGUGGGCAUGCUGGGCCGCCGCCUGCGCAUGCGCCUCGACCUGCUGCGCCCCAGCACGGCCGACGUGGUACAGGCUGCGCAGGAGAAGCAACUCGACUACGCCAAGGGUUCGAGUCGAGAGUUGCAGCCAGGUGACAAUAUACUCUUUAGAAAUUUCUCUAAACAUGGGGAGAAGUGGGAAGAAGGUGAGAUUACGGAGCGAACAGGAGCCGUCACUUACAAGGUGAAGUCAGGUCAAGGUGAACAAAAGAAACACAUUGAUCAGCUUAUGCCUAACAAGAGGCCAAUGAGGUAUUCAACUCCUGCUGCAGAUGAGAUCAGUCGUAGUGAGCCGCCGGCUGCUGAGGCGACCUCGCCAGUACAUGACAGGUGGGAGUCCCCGCCCAGCUCCCCGCCCCGCGGCGACCCCGCUGCGGCAGGUAACGCUGAAGUAUUCACUCCACACCCAUGCACCACGAGCCCGUCUGCUUCAGGCGAAUAUGUUAACACCCGCCCUCGGCGCCGUUAGUUCAAUUAACUUAAAUGUAUGAUAUACGUACUUAUACCUAAAUAACAUAUUUUAGUAAAUAUACCAAGAUAUUUUUAUUCUAGUUUGUUUAUGGUGUACUUAAGUAUCUUUUCA
Molecule: messenger RNA, 2421 nt
Organism: Plutella xylostella (diamondback moth)
Lineage: Eukaryota; Metazoa; Arthropoda; Insecta; Lepidoptera; Plutellidae
Source: RefSeq, a predicted model, not a curated record